AUGUCUUUCUCGGCCCAGUUCAAGCCUAGGCCGUCAACCGACGUCUUUACCAAUGAUACCGACAUCAACCGCCGCAAUUGCCGGCGCGUUGUCCCAAUGAGAGUCCUCAUCCUCGGACUGGGCAGAACCGGCACAGCCUCUAUGCGCGCCGCCAUGAAGCGACUCGGCUACGUUGACACGUACCACAUGAUGAACUGCUCCAUCGAGAAUCCCUCUGACGCCCUGAUGUGGAUGGAUGCCUUGGCGGCCAAGUACGACGGCAAGGGCCCCAAGUUCACACGCGCCGAGUGGGAUCAGCUGCUUGGCCACGCCCAGGCCGUGUGCGAUUGGCCCAGCAUCGCCUUUGCCAAGGAGCUCAUCGAAGCCUACCCCGAAGCCAAGGUUGUCCUCACAAACCGCGAUGUGCACUCGUGGCACGCCUCGACGAUGAAGACGGUCUACUGGCGCGUCACCGACCGCCACCUGCGCUGGCUCUCGUACUUUGACUGGGCGGCCGGCCAGUACUACCCGAUGCUCAAGAAGUUCUUUGACACUUUUUUCGAGGGCGACUUUCCCAACCGCGGCAAGGAGAUUUUCGAGCGCCACUACGCCGAGGUGCGCAGCCUCGUGCCCAAGGAGAACCUGCUCGAGUACCGCGUCACCGACGGCUGGGAGCCGCUGUGCAACUUUCUCGACGUCCCCGUGCCCAAGGAGCAGCCGUUCCCCAACGUCAACGACAAUGUCAACUUUGUGGCUCGCUCCAAGGCCCGCAACUGGGCGCAGACGUACAAUGUCAUGGUGCGUCUGCUGAUCUGGCUCGUUCUGAGUAUCGUCACUUUCUUCGCCGUCUUUCGUCUUCUCAUGGCGUAA
This is a messenger RNA of Akanthomyces muscarius, 849 nucleotides long. RefSeq lists its product as uncharacterized. The transcript has 2 exons. Lineage: Eukaryota; Fungi; Ascomycota; Sordariomycetes; Hypocreales; Cordycipitaceae. The record is from RefSeq and is a predicted model, not a curated record. Bases 1 to 849 code for a protein of 282 amino acids.